Messenger RNA from Megalobrama amblycephala (Wuchang bream), 1122 nucleotides. RefSeq names its product CD48 antigen-like. The record is from RefSeq and is a predicted model, not a curated record. Bases 335 to 1075 code for a protein of 246 amino acids. Lineage: Eukaryota; Metazoa; Chordata; Actinopteri; Cypriniformes; Xenocyprididae. The transcript is spliced from 7 exons.
UUGGCCCGGGGACAGACAGUUGACGAGCCUCAGACCUGCUCUACAGUCAGUCCUUUCUUCAUGGCGUCUCGGGUGUGCGCCUAAAUACUUUCAGAGUAAAAUACAGCAGAAGAGCGCAUGAAAGUGUACUUUGUUUGAAGAUGGUGCUUCUAAGAUACCUGUCGACCGUCAUUUGCGCUGUGUUCAUCACCACAGGAGCCGCUUCAGGUUUCCCAAUUACUGAGUGGAUCUGGAAGGUUGACGGCGUGGUUUUGGUUUGAGUCCGAGCUGACGGCAGAGGGCGCCGGAGAUAAAGUUUCCCGCUGAACCAGAGUCAAGGAGGGCGGACGCUGGAAUGGAAACAUCAGCAGCAGAAGAUCACAGGAGUAGACUGAAGAUGACGCUGGCGGAAGACACUCACACACAGACUUGGAACACAGGAGAGAACAUGGAGACACUGGAGACAGGUGAAGAUGUGAAGAAAGCAGUGGGUGAUCAAGUUUCUUUUCGUCCAGACAAAUCUCUUCCUUCUCCUGUCACCAGCAUCAUCUGGAAACACACAAACACUGCUGGAACUGUUAUUAAGGCGAUUGAAUGGGAUGAAGGAGAAAGUCUAAUCCCGAAUCUGAGAUUCAAAGGCAUCACAACUGUUGAUGAGAAGACUGGAGAAAUCACUAUCACUAAUCUAAAAGUUGAACAUAGUGGAGUUUAUACCAUUGAGAUCAACAGUAAAGAGCAGGAACAGAGAUUCACAUUGACUGUUAUGGAGCGGGUCCCCAAACCUGUGAUAAAAAUAGAGAAGAUCAAAGAUAACCCUGAUGCUGUGAAUUUAAUAUGUGAGUACAGUGAAACGAUCAUCUGGAAGAAUUCUGCUGGAGAAACACUGAAGGGUUCAAAACACGAUCCGAAAGGAGAGACUUUAGUGGUCAAAUAUGAAGGAAAUCGUGGAAACUUCUACACCUGUACACUAAAGAACGCAGUGAGUGAGGAGACCAGUGAUCCGCUCUACGAGAGAGAUCUGCCAUCAAUCAAAGGAUGUGCCGUUGCAGCCGUCAUUCCUUCGAUCACUAUGGUUAUCAUCAUGCUUUUACUAUAAUUGAUUUUAACGGUGACUGUGCUGCUUGCUGUGGGAGAUGAACAAGA